Molecule: messenger RNA, 1764 nt
Organism: Penicillium bovifimosum
Lineage: Eukaryota; Fungi; Ascomycota; Eurotiomycetes; Eurotiales; Aspergillaceae
Exons: 5
Coding region: 1-1764 (587 amino acids)
Biological process (GO): regulation of DNA-templated transcription
Cellular component (GO): nucleus
Molecular function (GO): transcription cis-regulatory region binding; DNA-binding transcription factor activity, RNA polymerase II-specific; zinc ion binding
Source: RefSeq, a predicted model, not a curated record
AUGGACUCCGCCCAAAUUCCAGCCGGGACCCCUGCGCCAUAUGGUCGCGCAUGUAUGAACUGUGCCCGUGCCAAAUGUAAAUGCAUCAUUGCUGCAACUGGGACUGGCUGUGAAAGGUGCCAACGCCUGAGCAAAGAAUGCCGGCCUGCGCCCACAGUCCGCAAGCGCAAUAACCGGUCAACGGGUCCCAGCACCUCUCAUCUCGAGGCCAAACUUGAUUGGAUCAUGUCUGCGUUCCAGAAGGGCGCUGCACCCCCUGGUCCUCCCCCUAAUUGGGAGCCUGUAGAGUUAGGACAGAGCCAGCGGGAUGAGCCAAGUCAAUCGACGUCAGCCAUCACUCAAACCCCAAUUAAUCUCUCUACGUCGCCCUCUGUCGACCAGAGAGUGUACCCUACGGUUCUACAUCCCUCGUAUGAUCGGGAUGUCUUGUCGCUGAUCUACGUGCCGCCUGCCAUGGCUCAGCAAUACCUGGACCAGUUCCGCACUCGGAACCUGAGCUAUCUUCCCUUUGUUUACAUCCCUCCUACUAUGACAUCUGAGCAGUUGCGACAUAGGUACCCGUUCUUUUGGGUGUGCAUCAUGGAAGUGGUUACAUGUCGAAAUCCAGAAAAAGGAGAUUCCUUCGGGAGAAUCACCAACCAUAUUCACCAACGGGUUAUGGUCGAUAUUGCGCCGAGCAUGGAUCUUCUGCUUGGAAUCAUGACCUUUGUAUCAUGGGUCACAUACGCCAAAAGGCCAUUUCUCAAUGUAUAUUCACACAUACUAAUGGCAGUUGUUGCGGAACUUGGAAUCAACCAAAGCGUCCCGACUGAAAAUUCAGCUAUGAAUUCAUUCAAAGUUGCUAUCGGGGUAAAGCAAAGUUUACCCACGGCCAGAACACUGGAGGAGAGGAGGGCUGUGUUGGGGUGCUAUCUACUCUCAUUAAGCGCUGCUGUGUCUAUGUCAAGAAUUGACCCUAUGCGCUGGACACCACACAUGGAAGAGAGCCUUGCAAUACUUGCUGAGGCUAGAGAGUGCCCACAGGACGAGCUUUUGAUUGCACAAGUCAGGCUCUAUUUAAUCUUGGACAAGGCGCAUCAACUACGACGUGAUGGUGGAACUCCCCAUUUGCCGGCUUUCUAUUUGGAUACGUUCAGAAAAGAGUUAGACACUCUGAAAAGCGAGAUUUCACCUCACCUUCAACAGCACAGGGUGCUACUGAUGUACCUCUACAACGCUGAAAUUAUAAUCAACGAGAUAUCAUUAGGCCCUCCGCCCAUUGCACACUCCCCCGACCUCCACCGCCUUGACAGUCUUUACGCCUCCCUCCAAGCCACCAAAGGUUGGCUAGACGUAUGGCUCGAACUCGAAGGAGUAGAGUACUUGCAGGUAUCAGUUGUGAUUUUCUACCAAUUCACCCGAGCCAUCGUCAAUCUGUACAAGCUCACCACGCUGAAAGAUCCAGCAUGGUCCAAGGCCAUGGUUCGAGACACGGCCAAUAUCUUGGAAUAUCUGAACAGAAACGAAGCAAUCAUCAAAAAGUGUUCAGAAUACCUCACUUUCGACCAGAACAGAGAAUUGAAUCUUCUCGAGAAGGGGUUGAGGAUGGUGCAAGGCAUGAAAAUGAACUGGGAGCCCAAAUUGAUGGAAAUGUGGCACCCGAAUAUGCCAGCAAAUAGCGGCAUUGACGGUGGAAUAAUUCAGCCUGAUGCUAUACUUCCGGAUGUCCUGCCCAUGAGUGGGAUUGAUGAAAGCUGGAUGUUGGAUUUCCUCGGAUCCUUGUGA